Molecule: messenger RNA, 3179 nt
Organism: Coregonus clupeaformis (lake whitefish)
Lineage: Eukaryota; Metazoa; Chordata; Actinopteri; Salmoniformes; Salmonidae
Product: leucine-rich repeat-containing protein 4B-like
Exons: 3
Coding region: 513-2720 (735 amino acids)
Cellular component (GO): plasma membrane
Molecular function (GO): protein binding
Source: RefSeq, a predicted model, not a curated record
AGAGUAGAGGAGAGGUGUGGAAAGAGCAGUCGGACUGAAAGGGGUGAGGAGAGAGAGACACAAGCGUUAUAUGAAGAGAGGAUAGACAGAUCACAGAGGAAAAGAAGAGGGAUGAUAGAGGGAGUGGAUGGAGUAAAACUAAGUGAGAUGUGAAUGAUGGGGUGAGACCAAGGAGGCAUGAUAGAACAGUAAAGCAGAAGGGAGGGAUGACAGGGACGUGUCCUGUGAUAAAGAGGUGCCCUGCUGUCAGUAACUCGUGGAUUCUUCUCAAAGGCCCCACUCAAAUCCCUAGACGACAGAAAAAAAGGAGUAACAUCUGUUUAUGCACAUAUUUCUGUUAAAACCCCCCUGGAAAAAACUGAGAUUGACGGAAGAUAAAACACAUUUAAAAAUGAAACAUUAAAAGGAACAAAUUGCCACUGGAGAAACUAAGCAAAGUCGACCUGGUUGAGGAAUCCAUCAUCUCGGGAACAACAUCUUCGGAGAAAGGCCAGGGUCAUGUCCCAGUUGCCAUGCGCAUCACCACGGUGACCUGCCUUCCCUGCCCCUCCCCCCUCCUCCUCCUAUUGGUCCAGCUGCUACUGCGGGUCCUCCUCCCUGGGCCAGAAUUUGUAGGGGCCGCCUCCCCCUGCCCCACCCAUUGCAGCUGCUCCAAUCAGGCCAGUCGAGUCAUCUGUACAAGACAGAGUCUGGAUGGGGUGCCUGAGAGCAUAUCAGUCAACACACGAUACCUCAACCUGCAAGAGAAUUCAAUAGAGGUUAUCAAGUCAGACACCUUCAAGCACUUGAGGCACCUUGAGAUCCUGCAGCUGUCUAAGAACAAAAUCAGUCAGAUUGAGGUGGGAGCAUUCAAUGGCCUGCCCAACCUCAACACGCUGGAGCUGUUCGACAACCGCCUCACUCUGGUCCCCUCACAGGCCUUCGAGUACCUCAGCAAGCUGCGGGAGCUGUGGCUACGGAACAACCCCAUCGAGACGCUGCCGGGCUACGCCUUCCACCGCGUGCCCUCGCUACGCCGCCUGGACCUGGGAGAGCUCAAGAAGCUGGACUACAUCUCAGACGCCGCCUUCGUGGGCCUGGUCAACCUGCGCUACCUGAACCUGGGCAUGUGUGGUCUGAAGGACAUCCCCAACCUGACGGCCCUGGUGCGUCUGGAGGAGCUGGAGCUGUCUGGGAACCGUCUGGAGAUCAUCCGGCCUGGCUCUUUCCAGGGCCUGGUGUCGCUCCGUAAACUGUGGCUCAUGCACUCGCAAGUGAAGGUCAUCGAGCGCAACGCCUUCGACGACCUGAAGAACCUGGAGGAGCUCAACCUUUCCCACAACUCCCUGCACUCGCUGCCCCAUGACCUCUUCACUCCACUGCACCAGCUGGAGCGGGUGCACCUCAACCACAACCCCUGGGUGUGCAACUGUGACGUGCUGUGGCUCAGCUGGUGGCUAAAGGAGACAGUGCCCAGUAACACCACAUGCUGCGCCCGCUGCCACGCUCCCCCAGGCCUGAAGGGCAGGUACAUCGGGGAGCUGGACCAGAGCCACUUCACCUGCUACGCUCCCGUCAUCGUGGAGCCGCCCACCGACCUCAACGUUACCGAGGGCAUGGCUGCAGAGCUGAAGUGUCGCACGGGCACCACCAUGACCUCGGUCAACUGGCUCACGCCCAACGGCACCCUGAUGACCCACGGCUCCUACCGGGUCCGGAUCUCCGUCCUGCACGACGGUACGCUCAACUUUACCAACGUCACGCUGAGGGACACGGGUCAGUACACCUGCAUGGUGACCAACUCGGCUGGCAACACCACAGCAACCGCCGUGCUCAACGUCACUGCUGCCGACGUUGGCGUCAGCUACUUCACUACUGUCACCGUGGAGACGGUGGAGCCCAACGAGGGCCCGACAGUCUACGCGGGUGUCAUGAACAGCCACAACGAGUCAUACGUCAUUACCCCAUCUGGCCACCAGUGGAGGGGGGGGGUCCCUACCACCGCCUCCUCCCUGUCAGCCUGGUCCUUGUCCUCGUCCCGGGCCACCCGGCCCACCUUUACUGUGUCCAUCACUGCCGAGACGGGCUACUCUGGCCUUGACGACGUGAUGAAGACCACCAAGAUCAUCAUUGGCUGCUUCGUGGCCAUCACCUUCAUGGCGGCCGUGAUGCUGGUGGUCUUCUACAAGCUGAGGAAGCAGCACCAGCUGCACAAGCACCACGGCCCCGCCCGCGCCAUCGAAAUCAUCAACGUGGAGGACGAGAUUGGCGCCGGUGCCGGCGGACGCGGGAGCGGCAUCUCGGGGGGAGGCACCAUCUCUCGGGAUGGAGGCGGAGGGGGAGGAGUAGGAGGAGGGCAGAGCCUGAGGAUGCACCACCCGGAGAUGGUCAACCUGCCCAACCUGGCCAGACAGGAGCACCUCAACCACUACUACAAGGCACACCACUUCAACAACAACAUGAUGGGCCUGGGCAUGGGCCUCAACAACAACAACAAUCCCUCCCUCUCCCUCUCCCCCUGCUCCCAGACCCAGAGCACCCCCAACUCCUGCGCACAGGGACCCACCUCCACCAGCGGAGGCACCCCCACGGGUGGCUCGCUGCCCUCCCCCGUGCCCCUGCCCCAGCUGGGCAUCCACAGCUCUCUGAAGGGGCUCUUGGGGAAAGGCCAGAACCCUCAGAUCGAGCCUCUGCUCUUCAAGAGUGGCUCCAAGGAGAAUGUGCAAGAGACUCAGAUCUGAGAGAAAGACAGAGACAGAUGGAAAAAGAGAAAGAGAUGAAGAGACAGAAAAACAGGGAGAUGGAGGGAGAGAGAAAGAGGAGUCUGAUUGUACUAUCCCCAUGGCCAUAUUUUGAUAGGAAGUGUAGUCAGGCAGAAUAUGAAUAUUACAUAGACACUACUUUGUAUGGUUAGUGCAUAGAGAGAGAGAGAGAGAGAGAGAGAGAGAGAGAGAGAGAGUCAAGGGGGGAGAUUGUUCUCACACCUCUACUGUGUCUGCUCAACACCCGUCCAAGCAUUAACAUUAAUCUUCUGAGACACUCCAAGACACACACACACACACACACACACACACACACACACACAGCCCGACACAACGACAGGAACACUCUUUCAGCUAACACAUACACAGUGCAUUAUGAGAUUGACAACUAUGUGCCAAACUUGCGCAUAUCUGUGUCAAAGUAAAAGCCCUCACAAU